Messenger RNA from Sclerotinia sclerotiorum 1980 UF-70, 1656 nucleotides. RefSeq lists its product as hypothetical. Gene Ontology annotation, cellular component: membrane. Gene Ontology annotation, molecular function: transmembrane transporter activity. Bases 1 to 1656 code for a protein of 551 amino acids. NCBI's taxonomy places the organism in Eukaryota, Fungi, Ascomycota, Leotiomycetes, Helotiales, Sclerotiniaceae. The transcript has 4 exons. Gene Ontology annotation, biological process: transmembrane transport. The record is from RefSeq and is a predicted model, not a curated record.
AUGGCAACUCUUAAUCCACCAGUCGGCGAAGAGACGCCUCUCUUGCCUGCGCCACCGCAGAUUUCCAUCGUCUCUUCGUCUUCGAGAUGGUCUCGAUGGAUCUCUGAUCGAACAUAUGCAUCCUCUUGCAUCCGCCGGGCACGCUCACCUCACGUGAUAACGGCUAUCGUGCUCGCAUCCUUACUUUGGCUCCAAUUUGGGGGAUAUUUGAUGGCAGUACCAGUAUUGAGAGUUUACGAGGAUAUCAUCUGCCAUCACUACUACGAUCGUCUGCAGGGUGCCGGUUAUACAGCACUGCUGGGAAACAUCGAUGAGAGCAUGUGUAAAAAAGAUGAUAUUCAGAAUGAACUGAGUAUCGUAGUCGCAGGAUCUCACUUUCUUGGGGCAAUAACAGGUCUUCUUGCGACAAUACCGUAUGGUAUGCUUAUGGACAGAAUUGGACGAAAGCCAAUUUUCAUGUUAGCAAUGGUAGGUGUAGUCCUUGAAGCCCUGUGGGGAUUGGUAGUCAUGUGGUUUUGGCGUACGCUUCCCCUUCGCUUCGUUUGGCUCAGUCCCGUUUUUACCUUGAUUGGGGGUGGAACAAGUGUAGGAAGCAUGGCAUUUUUUGCUAUCAUAAGCGACAUCACUCCGGAAGCAAAGAGAACGGAUGUAUUCUUUCUGGCAGCCGCUACGGAUCUUGUUGCUCAGCUAAUUGGUCCGUCUAUGGCUGCUAUCUUGAUGGCCAAGUCUCCGUGGAUUCCCCUUACUCUGGGAUUCUUUGCCAUUAUCUUCGGAAGCCUCCUCGUAAUAUUCAUUCCAGAAACACUACACAUAAAUCAGAUUUCCGAUCUAUCGCACCUCGCCUCCCCUUCCAACAAUGACUUCCCCAAUAGCCCAAAAUCACAAAAGUCCCUUUUGCCCACAAUCAAACACCAGAUUUCGGCUAGUCUCCAAUCUCUAAAAUCCUCCAUCUCAAUCCUCAACUCUGCGCCUCUAAUACUGCUUCUCGUCACCUUCGUCAUCAAACAUUUCAGCGGUCAAUCUGUAGAUAUCUCCCUCCGCUAUAUUAGUAAUCGCUUCCAAUUCCCUCUCCGCUACAGCUCCUUCCUCUGGUCCCUCCGCGCUGGAGUACAAAUCGUUUUAUUUUUACUCGUCCUCCCCACCCUAUCACGCAUUAUGACUACCCGUCUCCAAAUGCCUCCUGCAAAGAAAGACCUCUAUCUAGCACGGGCCUCAAUCCUAAUCCUCACCCUUGGAUCCAUCUUAAUCGCCGCAUCCCCAACACUACCGUUGGCAAUUCUCGGGAUGGCAGUAUUUACUCUAGGUGCAGGAUAUAUGUCCAUAACGCGCUCCCUGAUAACGACGCUCGUCGAUCAACAGCACAAAGGACAAUUGUAUGCUGCGGUGGCGGUGGUUGAGACGACCGGAAGACUAAUAGCAGGACCAGCAUUCGCCCAGCUUUAUAUUUUAGGGUUGAGGUUGAAAGGCGCUUGGGUUGGGUUACCGUUCUUCGGACUAGGUGUCAUAUGUGGUUUCUCAGCGAUAGCCGUCUGGAGUGCCGGCUGGGUGAUGAGUAGGAGAAAUUACGAUUGGGAGAAUGGUAGUAGUGAGAGUGUGGGAAAUUCGGCAAAUGAAGGAGAGGAUGUGUUGGAUGAGGAAGGGGAAGUGCGACAAUGA